This is a messenger RNA of Epinephelus lanceolatus (giant grouper), 1710 nucleotides long. It is a transcript of the gene kxd1, whose product is annotated as KxDL motif containing 1. Gene Ontology annotation, cellular component: BORC complex. NCBI's taxonomy places the organism in Eukaryota, Metazoa, Chordata, Actinopteri, Perciformes, Serranidae. Gene Ontology annotation, biological process: lysosome localization. The record is from RefSeq and is a predicted model, not a curated record.
ACAAAACCCGGAAAUGCUUUGUUUUUGUAUUACAGCCAGCUGUCAGAAGCACCUUUAGGCUGCAGAUGUCAUUUUAAGUCUGCUAUUCAAGCAGCCAGAGGUCGACACAAACAUCCACCGAGGGAGCUGAGCUUCUUCGCCUUGACCUUCAUCAUGGUGGAGCCCACAGCAUCUGGCGUGUUCUGUAACAGGAUGCUGAGCAUGGUCAACUCUGAGGAUGUGAAUGCCAUCAUCCAAGCUCAGAGACACAUGCUCGACCGCUUUGAGAAAACCAAUGAGAUGUUGAUCAACUUCAACGGGCUGUCUAACGUGCGACUGCAGCAGAUGAACGAGCGCUUCCUACUCCACACUCGCACCCUGGUGGAGAUGAAGAAAGAUCUGGACAGUGUCUUUAGGAGGAUCAGGACACUAAAAGGGAAGAUUUCCAAGCAGUACCCUGAAGCUUUCAGCAAUAUCCAUGAAUCACCGAUCCUGGAGGACGAUGAUGACGAGUUUGACCCAGUUCCCCCCAGCGCUGCCACAACAAUUAUAGCAGCCACGUCAGAGCAGAGCACAGAGUCCUGUGACACGAGUCCGGAUGUGAUCUCACCCACUGUGAGCAGAUGCUCUGAAGAUCUGUCCCAAGAGGCGCCUGACACACCCACCUCUGAUGUCCUAGAGACAGCUGUCCUACAGGACGAGGGUCCAGACUCUGUACCUGCAGAAUAGAGCGAGCAGUGGAUGGAUUACAGCCUCUCGAGCUUCAACCUUAAAACUAUUUUAGCAGGAGGUCAUGUUGUAUAUUUAGGUUUGUGUUGGCCUCUGCAAUAUCUGCGGACUUCUCCAGUCAUUAAUCUGUUUGGAAGAGCGUCACAACCUUGAUGUUAAAUGUGGCUUUGAACUGUCAGAGGACGCUGGAUUUUUGUUGGCAUGCUUACUCUCCAGGUGUCCUAUGCCUGCACAGCACUAAAAUAAUGCAGAUAAUACUUGAAGCUGUUUAGUGUCUCACUGUAGAUGUAAAUCUAUAGUACUGAUGUCAACCUGAACUGUUCUCACUCAUUAUGUGAUUAUAAGCAUAUAUAAUUUUGUUGUUGUCUGAAGAGAUGUACACCUGACUGAAGGAAGAAAUCUCUCAUGAUUACUUGAAAGACAAAAAUUAAUGAUAUUCUCAACCUGAAUAAUAGUAGUUAAGGUUUGCAGUAGUUGCCACUGUUGUUAUCAUCAUACUGUUAUUAUAUGGGCCCCUGCUGAAACCAGGAAACAUGUUUGUUAAUGCAUCCAUGAAUGUUUUCAAUAGCCUUUAUGCUAAUGGUUUACAGAUCUCUGCCAGAAAAUUCUCUCUACGUUUGCUGCCUUCGUCACAGAGAAGCCAGGGAUAUGUUUGUCAGUGAUUCAGCAAACUAUUCAAGGACACAUCUUGUCAGCUGGGCAGAGGCUCUUUGUUACGCUUUGUGAGUCAAGGAUCCAAACACUCCUUGCUCUCCAAUAAAGAGAACAGUUUUGGUGUAAAAGGGAAAGUCCAUCUUAAAAUGUGCUUCAUUUGUUAUGUGAUAUUUUUAAAUCUCAGUUUUUAUCUGUUGAUUAAAAAAAUAUAUCUCCUUGAAAAGUAGAGACACCGAGUAUCAUGUAGUAGUGUUCAUAAUAACAACAAUAACAAUAAUUGUAUUGACUCUACUGUCCAAAAUCAAUGUCAUUACAUAAAUUCAUUUAUGCAGUGAAUUUUCCCUUUAA